This is a messenger RNA of Vombatus ursinus (common wombat), 1514 nucleotides long. It is a transcript of the gene MEIOB, whose product is annotated as meiosis specific with OB-fold. Gene Ontology annotation, molecular function: single-stranded DNA 3'-5' DNA exonuclease activity; single-stranded DNA binding. The transcript has 14 exons. Lineage: Eukaryota; Metazoa; Chordata; Mammalia; Diprotodontia; Vombatidae. Bases 72 to 1514 code for a protein of 480 amino acids. The record is from RefSeq and is a predicted model, not a curated record. Gene Ontology annotation, biological process: resolution of meiotic recombination intermediates.
UGGAGAGCAGAAAUGAGGUGACUAAGAGUGGUUCCCACCAAACCCCUGAAGACCUCAAUUUAGAUAAAAGAAUGGCGAACUCCUUUUCAGCACAGAACAUCGUUUCACUUUCAGAUCUGCGUCCAAAUCUGGCUCAUCCUAGUAUAAUCGGUAUGGUUAUUGGGAAAACAGAUGUCAAAGGCUUUCCAGACAGAAAAAAUAUUGGGUCAGAAAGGUACACUUUCAACUUCACCAUUCGAGAUUCACCAACUUAUUUUAUAAAUGUAACAUCCUGGGGAAAGGAAGAUUAUAUUAAAUCACUUUCCAAAAGUUUUAGAGUUGGUGAGUGUGUGAUAAUUGACAAUCCAUUAGUGCAGACAAAGGAAAUAGAAAAAGAAGAAAAAUUCAAUCCUACAACUCCAAGUUCCUAUAAACUGUUGCUCAGUGAGAAUCAUUCUGUGGUCAGAGUUUGCUCCAGCUAUCAAGUGGACAUUAAGUUACUUUCCUUGUUGCAUUUACCUAUAAAAGAUUCUCAGGAUUACUAUUCGCUAGGUGAUAUUAUUGCAAAUGGUCAGACACUUGAUGGAAGAAUUAUCAAUGUGCUUGCAAUCGUAAGAUCGAUUGGAGAACCAAAAUACUUUACAACCUCAGACCGAAGAAAGGGUCAAAGAUGUGAAGUAAAGCUAUAUGAUGAAACAGAGUCUUCUUUUGCAAUGCUAUGCUGGGAUAAUGAAUCUAUUCUACUUGCACAGAGUUGGAUACCACGAGAAACAGUAAUAUUUGCUGCAGAUAUAAGAAUAAAUUUUGAUAAAUUUCGAAGCUGUAUGACUGCAACUGUCAUCUCGAAAACCAUUAUUACAGCUAAUCCAGACACACCAGAAGCUAAUAUCCUAUCAAACUUUGCAAGAGAAAAUGCAGAAGCAACAGCUCUAGAUGAUGAAAUUGAGGCUCAAUUAAAAGAAUCCAUAAAUUUACAGACAAUAGUUGAUGUGUAUACAGUAGAACAAUUAAAGGCAAUAGCCUUGAAGAAUAAGGGAAAAACUUACCCCUUCUACGGCAUCCUUUACGCUCACAUUUCUACAUUGAACAUUGAUAAUGAAGCUGUGAAAAUAGCACGAAACAGAUGUUCAGGCUGUGGUUAUUUUGUAAGUGAAGCAUCUAGCACUUGUACAUCUUCAUUCUGCAACAAAGAUUUUUCGGGACAUAAAUCUGUGUUUCUCAGCUUUGAUUUGCUGAUUGAUCUCACUGAUCACACCGGCACUCUUCAUUCCUGUAACCUUACAGGAACUGUUGCUGAGGAAACUCUAGGCUUCACGGUACAUGAAUUUCUUGCGCUAACAGAAGAACAGAAAACAACAAUAAAGUGGCAAUUUCUCUUGGAAAGAAGCAAAAUUUAUUUAAAAUUUGUGUUAUCACCCAAGGCAAGAGGUGGACUGAGAACUGAUGUGCUUUCAUGUAAGCUUGCUGAUCCUAUUGAAGCCAGUAGGAUGUUGUCUGGAAAGAGUAAUAAAUUUGAAAAUCUGAAAAGCUAUUAG